AUGGCUGGGCCGGGCGCCGCGGAGCCCCCGCCGGACCUCUACCGGGACACCUGGGUGCGCUACUUGGGCUACGCAAACGAGGUGGGAGAGUCCUUCAGGGCUUUGGUGCCCGUCUCCGUGGUCUGGGCCAGUUACGGUGUGGCAACUGCCUACGUGACAGCAGAUGCGGUUGACAAGGGUAAAAAAGCCGCAGCAGCUGCGACACCUCAGGAGGAAGGGAGAACCACGCAGGCAGCCGUGGCUGUGGUGGACACGUUCAUCUGGCAAGCCUUGGCCUCGGUGGCCAUCCCUGGAUUCACCAUCAACCGCAUCUGCGCUGGGUCCCUCUACCUCAUGGGCCGCUUGACCCACUGGCCCCUCCCUGCUAGGAAAUGGACGACGACGGCCAUCGGGCUUACGGCCAUCCCUUUCAUCAUCAAACCUAUUGACAGGUCCGUGGAUUUCUUAAUGGAUUCCAGCCUUCGCAAACUUUACAAAAGUGAGAAGAAGCCGCCUCCAUCUUGAGAUGGCCGGGGUUUAUAUCUAUUUGCACUACCUCUCCCUCCAUGGUCCAGGAUCCACUCUGAAAUUGGUUAAGUGUAGAUCAGGAGAACAGACCCUCACCCACGUAGCUGGGUUUUGGGGACGGAGAGAAUCAAGCAAGGGAUAAGGUUUUCCUUCAAAGUAUGUUCAGGUAUUGGGGAGCAAAUGAAGAGCAGGGCAUUUAUUUAAGCUGGGUCUUCAGAUCUUGUUUCAAGAAACGGGUCUUAUUUAAUAAAAAUAAGGUACAGUUCUGAAAACAAGCUUGGAUCUUAGAGCAGCUGUCCCCACGUGCUUAUUAUUAUUUUUUAAAGUUUUUACUUUUCUUAAUGGAAGCCAUCCAAAUUUACCUGGAGUUGGGUGAACCUUUACAUUGUAUUAAAUAAGUAUAUAGUAGCAAGGAUUAGCAAGAAAAUCAGCACACCCUUUUCUCCUACACUGUGAAGCCCGCUGAUGAAUUGUACUAGAUAAUUUAGCUAAUGAUUAAUUGCACUGAAAUUUGGCCAUAAAUGGCAAAUUCUCACCAACCUGUCCUGGGUGACGGGCUCAGUGUAGUUCUUUCUCCUUUUGCUAUCUUAAAAAUAAACGGAA
Protobothrops mucrosquamatus (brown spotted pit viper) is the source of this 1110-nucleotide messenger RNA. It is a transcript of the gene MTFP1, whose product is annotated as mitochondrial fission process 1. The transcript has 4 exons. Gene Ontology annotation, biological process: mitochondrial fission. Bases 1 to 504 code for a protein of 167 amino acids. The record is from RefSeq and is a predicted model, not a curated record. Gene Ontology annotation, cellular component: mitochondrion. Lineage: Eukaryota; Metazoa; Chordata; Lepidosauria; Squamata; Viperidae.